GAGGGGGGAGAGAGGGGCGCUUUACGCAAUGAGGGGCCGGUGACUCAAAAGAACUGGCGACAAAAAAAGACCAGCCGCAUCAACAGUGAUCUCGGCCAGCAAGCCAGAGCGCUGAAUGGCUGGGCGGGCUGCGGGAUGCGGGUGACGCAUGCCCUAAGCCCUACUGGGCAGUCCGCUUUGGGCGAGCUUCGAGAAAAAGAAGUUUUGGAUAAGGCUGCAGCAGCUUCAACUUGCCCGCUACGGCAGCACUUCGGACUGGAUUCCGGGAUUGUCAGCUCGUUGCUGGGAAGAACAGCGAGCGUCACAGGUUACUGGAUCUAUAAGAAGCCAUCCUCGCCAUGCCUUCGCCUUUUCUCACGCCGGGGACCGUGUCCCGCCCGGACGAACUGGCCAUCCUUCACCUCCGCAGAGACCUGCUUAUCCCCACCAUUUUGA
Rasamsonia emersonii CBS 393.64 is the source of this 435-nucleotide messenger RNA. RefSeq lists its product as uncharacterized. The record is from RefSeq and is a predicted model, not a curated record. NCBI's taxonomy places the organism in Eukaryota, Fungi, Ascomycota, Eurotiomycetes, Eurotiales, Trichocomaceae. The annotation marks the transcript as partial. The transcript has a single exon.